AUGGAAUCCGAAGUGAGCUCCUUUUAUCAUUUUAGAAGUUUUAGAUCAUUAAAAUUCCAGAAUUAUGACUUGAGUCGGGCACGUUUGCUAAAUUCUACACCUUUACUCUUUUAUAAAAUAUUUAUAAAAUCCAUUUUUAAUUCGUUACAUGUCAAUCGCAGAUUAUUUUGUAAUUAUCUAAAAAAUUACUCGAACCAAAAUUUUAAUCUAAAUGGUUUGGAAUUAGAAAAUGAGAAAACGAUAAAUUUGUUGGAUGAGAUUGUCAUGGAAUCGGUCAAUGACUUGAUAAAGAUCAGGCCCUUUCUAAACAGACUUGAUGUGUACUCAGUUGAUGAUAACAUCUCACUAAAGGACAAUUACAAUAAUUGGAAAAAUGAUAUUGUUUUAAGGAUAAUUAUACUUAAACAUUUAAAGAGAUUCGAUUCACUCGAUUUACAACGCGCUCUCUUCAUUACUUUAGACUCUCCGUACAUUAAUAUUUAA
This is a messenger RNA of Theileria annulata, 483 nucleotides long. RefSeq lists its product as uncharacterized. The record is from RefSeq and is a predicted model, not a curated record. Lineage: Eukaryota; Apicomplexa; Aconoidasida; Piroplasmida; Theileriidae. Bases 1 to 483 code for a protein of 160 amino acids. The transcript has 7 exons.